AUGGUUCCCCUGCUGAUACCGCUGUUGGGCAGCGUGGCGGCCAAGGCUGGCGAUGCGAUGGUGCGCGAGCUGCUGAGGGCGUGGGGGCUGGACAAGGCCCGCCGGAAGCUGGAGCGCCACCUUGCUGCCGUCCAGUGCAUCCUGCUCGAUGCUGAAGACAAGAGCCGCACCAACCCUGCCAUCCGCCAGUGGAUCAAGGACCUCAAGACCGCGGCUUACCAAGCCGAUGACGUCCUUGAUGCCUUCCGCUACGAGGUGCUGCGCCGCCGUGCUGCCCAGAUCCGCAGCCACUCAACCGCACGCAAGGUGUUGAGUUAUUUCAGUGUCAAUAGUCCGAUUGUUUUCCGUCUUUCAAUGAGUGGGAAGAUGAAGGAUGCCCUUAAAAUCAUAGAUGAACUGGUCACGGAGAUGAACACUUUCCAUUUCCUACAAAAUACCGAGGCACCAACCGUUAUUCAUCCGCGAACAAACUCUCAUGUUGAUAACUCAGAGAUUGUUGGCAAAGAAGAUGAGAAGGAACUAGUGGUGAAGAUAUUGCUCGAGCACUCUAACAUCAAUAACAAUAAUGAUGAUAAUACUAUUAUGGUGCUCCCCAUAGUAGGUAUGGGGGGGAUUGAUAGUGAUGUCUGGAAGAAUGGCAUCCUGACAACCACUGGGACUGUACCUGCACUACAGCUAAGCUAUGAUCACUUGUCAUCGGAAGCAAAAAUAUGCUUUUUCUUUUGUGCUAUUUUCCCCAAGGAUAGCCCAAUGGAUAAAGACUUGUUAAUCCAGCUAUGGAUGGAAAAUGACUUUAUUGCAUCAGAAACAAGAGGCCAACAAAUUUUUGAUUUACUAGUUUGUAGAUGUUUCCUCCAAGACGUGGAGAUUCAAAAGGAUCUACUCUCUGCAAAUGAAGAUGAGAAAAUCCACCGACCAACUACUUGCAAGAUGCAUGAUCUUGCUGACUCCAUAAGCGGAAAUGAUUGCUCCAUUCUGCAAGAAUCUUCAUCACAUCAGGAGAUUCUGCAAGGAUCCACAGCUGCUAGACCAUUACAGCAUGAGGCUCAACAUUUGUCACUUCAUUAUGUCAGUAAUCAAGCUAUUGCAACCAUGGAGGAAAUUCUAGCUACCCGGGCCCGCACGAUAUUAGUCCAAAGUCGUGGAAUUGAUCAACUGAAAGAUCUGAAUCUAGGUGGUGCUCUUUCUUUGUUUGAGCUGAGAAAAGUGCAUGUUGCAGAAAAUGCUAAAGAAGAUGCUAAAGCAGAAACAAUAUUAGAGGCCCUUCUUCCCCACAAAAGGCUUGAAAUUCUAGUGUUACUAGCAGAUAUCACAGGCAAUGGGUGGUUGAUGUCUGAACUGGAUAACUUUGCUGUCGGUUCUCGAUGUCGAAACGUCUGGGUGGUUGAUGGCACAAAAGGUAUAGCCAAUACCAUUCUGGUGUGCCACAUCGCCACAAACAUUCUUGAACUCAGGUCAGCAGGCUCAUGUCAACCUCCCUCUGACCAUAAGACCGCUGCCAUCCACCUGUCCCGGUACUGCGCCUACCUGGUGGCCAACUCUCCUGAGCUGCUUCCAGAGGAUGACGAGUGGUGCAAGAGCUUGUACAAGACCGUCAAGAAGAAGGCCGAGCACAUCCUUGCCGGAGUGUCAACAGCUGAAGUGGAGUAUCAGCAGUUGGUGGAGCUGAUGAGCGCUUCACAGAAUCAUGAGGUGCUCAAGGAUGGUGCCAAGCUCGGACAACAGUUGGCGGAGCUAAACCAAGGAGAGACCAGCACGGCAUGGGAGCUCCUCGCUGGCUUUUGGUCAGAGAUGAUGUUGUACAUCGCCCCAUCGGACAACAUUGACGGUCACUCGGAGGCCAUAGCCCGCGGCGGCGAGCUCAUAACGCUCAUAUGGGCAUUGCUCGCACACCUGGGGAUUUUCAGUAGAGCCGCCGGCGACCCGGCCAGCACCACCGGUGAAAGUGUGUAG
Molecule: messenger RNA, 1953 nt
Organism: Triticum dicoccoides
Lineage: Eukaryota; Viridiplantae; Streptophyta; Magnoliopsida; Poales; Poaceae
Exons: 6
Coding region: 1-1953 (650 amino acids)
Source: RefSeq, a predicted model, not a curated record